Messenger RNA from Cladophialophora immunda, 2361 nucleotides. RefSeq lists its product as uncharacterized. The transcript is spliced from 3 exons. Bases 319 to 2205 code for a protein of 628 amino acids. NCBI's taxonomy places the organism in Eukaryota, Fungi, Ascomycota, Eurotiomycetes, Chaetothyriales, Herpotrichiellaceae. The record is from RefSeq and is a predicted model, not a curated record.
AGGGUGUCCUUUGCAGGGGGAGAAAAGCGUGUGACAAGACAGCGAGAAGGAGCCAUCAAUGGUGGUAGGAAGGGGGGCCAAGGUGAAGAGAGAGAAAAAGAGUGCACAUCGGGUGGAUUGAGGCUUGGGAUGUGCCAGGGCUUUUCCUAGCCCUAACACUUUGUCCAGCAAUUUGUCCUCAGCUUAAUUCUUAAGAGUGGUAUCGGACGUUGCCUCGCUGUCACCUGCUGCACCCUCUCUCCUCCCACCGUCCUGUUCCUCCUCACCACAGCACGCUCAAGACGACCACUGCAGAUUACCCCAACAGGAACCACGAGCAUGGGCAUUCUCAAGUGGUCGUUGCGUUGCAUUCCUGGCUUGUCGGUCUUUGGCCUGCUGAUCCUGCUCGAGUCGGCCUUGAAGAUUGUCGAGACAGAGUGGCUGAGCUUUUUCUACCCUCCAUUUCUCAAACAUAUUGCGAGUCCUGUCGUGGCUCAGACUAUUUUCAUCUCCUACUCGGUCUUUCUGCAUGUCCUCGCCCUCCUGUUCCCUCUGAGACUCUGCGUCUCCGCAUACUCUGCAACUCGGGAAAUCCACGCCACUCAUCGACGGUCGAAGCUCACCCGUGGCGACACUGUUCAAUGCGACGGUUUUCGAGACGAGCCCCAUGGAUUUGGAACACAGCAAGAUACAGCGAAGCGAUCAGGGGCUGUGACCAUGGCAGUGGUCUUGCCCAGCUACAAGGAGGAUAUUGAGAUACUCGAGACCUCUCUGAGGGUUCUCGCCAGCCACACCCUGGCCAGAUCAUCAUAUGAUGUCUUCUUGGCCAUGGAGGAGCGAGAUCCGAACGGGGUCAACGUGGCUCAGAACUUGAUCCAGCUAUUCGCCGGAAAGUUUCGAGAGAUGCAGUACACUGUCCACCCUGCUGGCCUGCCUGGAGAAGCCCCCGGAAAGAGUAGCAAUGUGAGUUGGGCAGCAAGGCAGAUAGAGCAAAAAUACCUCAACGACCUGAACUGGUCAAGUGUGCUCGUAACGGUAAUGGACAGUGACACUCAUCUCCUCAGCCAGUAUUUUGAGACCGUUCUCAUCCACCACCUCCGCAACCGCAAAGAUCAAGGAUUGACCGAUAUGACCCUGUAUAUGCCGCCCAUUGUUUUUGAUCGCAAUGCCCAUUUGGUGCCUCAGAUGGUGCGCAUCGCCGACCUGAUGUGGUGCGGAGCCGGGCUCUCUUGUUUCACCAGCAAACCCACCAGAUCCACAAUCGCAAUCCCUACCGCAGUUUAUACUCUCCCACUUCCUCUUGUUUGCCUGGCAGGUGGUUGGGACACUGGGUCGGAAGCCAUCGGCGAGGACAUGCACAUGAUGUUGAAGUGCUAUUUUGCCACAAACGGCCGCAUGCAGAUAAGAUCAAUCCCGAGCCCGGCAAGUCAGUGCAAUGUCACGACUGGAAAAGCUGGCAUCCGCGGCUGGCUGGCAAACCAUUCUGCCCGGUACGCGCAAGGUCUCCGACAUAUGUGGGGAUGUCUCGACACUGGAUAUGCUGUUCGCCAAUGGUGCAAGAUUGGCCCGGAAUCUCUUUCUCAGAGUCCCGCUACUCCAUCAAGCGAAGGGAGCUCUUUGGAUGCUGACCGACCAAAUCGACCUCGCCAUGUUGAGAUCUGCCUGAAACUCAGCCAACAUGCACUUCACGGACCCAAUCUUCGAAGAUUUACCUUGCGAAAUCUGAUCUUAUUCAGCCGACUUUUCGAAGCACACUUCCUACCGAUCCAUCUGUUCCUCGUGCUGCUUGCAUCGGCCAUCUACACUGCGCUCCCAUAUCCGAUUACCUCUUGUCGACUUUUGACAGCUGCAAUGGAUUUCACCUCGGUUCUGAGGGGCAUGAGUUUUGCGUUGAUGACGAUAUACUUCGUUAUUUUCUACGAAGGAUACCAUCGGGCUUGCAUUGAAGCCAGGGAGAGGGAGAUGAAGAGAGUCGGCCUGUAUGAGGAGAUGGCCGAUGAGUUUUCUUACCGCAAAAGAUUCUCGCUCAUCACCAUGGCUGACUACGUGCUAUUCCCGAUUGCGGGCACAGCGUUUGGAAGCGUACCUCUCCUCCAGGCGAUAGUGUCGCAUUUUUGGACAGAGAAGCUUGUUUAUCUGGUCAGCGCAAAGCCUGUCAAGACGACUACCAAGAACCUCGUCAGCGUCACGGUCUCUGAGCAAGCGACAGAGGUCAUAGAUGUCUGAAUAUAUGCUCGGGGUGGAAUGUGUCCAUUCGUUGAACAUAGCACAGCACGAGACAUGGAGGUCUCUCGGCGUUGUGGGAGAAAUAGAUUUGACAGAGUACUGGGAUGCCAGAUAGCUACAAAGCUCCCUAGAUAGAUAAUGUUAAUAUCAAUACUC